Molecule: messenger RNA, 402 nt
Organism: Macrosiphum euphorbiae (potato aphid)
Lineage: Eukaryota; Metazoa; Arthropoda; Insecta; Hemiptera; Aphididae
Source: the annotation of a GenBank genome assembly
AUGGUCCACUCGCACCGUACUAAAAACUAUGAAGAGUUUAUUACGCUCAUGAAAACAUUGGAGGAAUCAAAACAGCAGACUUUUGUCGUUUUCACGGGUACGCCCAAUGAGAGUGGUGAGAGUUGGUGUUCAGACUGUGUUAUAGCCGAUCCAGUCAUCAAGAAACAGAUAGAACACAAUGAGGAGCAUCUAAAAGACACAAAUAUUGUAUAUGCUCAAGUUGGCACAAGAGAAGAAUGGAAGAAUAACAAUGACAAUCCAUUUAAAUUGGACAAAAAAAUACGGUUGCAAUUCUUACCUACGCUGCUUAGAUGGGGUACAUUGCAUAAACUCCAAGUGGAAGAAUGUUUGAAACCUGAUUUACUUAACAUGAUCUUUGAAGACACAGAAGAUGAUUCUUAA